AUGACUGCACCAUGGGAAGAAACCACUUUACCAACUAUUCUAGCCAGAUACGAACUGAAGGAUAUUUUUAAUGCCGACGAGUUUACCGUCAAAGUCUUUGCACUUCCGUGUUAUAACAGGCAAUACCAUCCUAAUAACAAGCUGGAACAACAGAAAAAACUAAAAAUAGAAGACUGUGUCGACUUUGUAAAUGAAACAAUUGGAAAAUCAGCCAAAAUGAGAUGUUCUAAAAAUGUUCGUAACCUCCCCCGUCGGUAUAGAUCCCAAAAAAAAUCGUGGAUGGAUGGCACACUUUUUAAAGAAUGGUUACGCGAGCUUGACCGUAAGUUUACUAUGCAAGAAAGAAAAAUUGUUAUGGUGGUUGAUAACUGUCCUUCACAUCCAGAUGUUUCAGAAUUGAAAUCCAUUAAUUUACAAUUCGUUCCACCAAAUACCACGUCUUGUACGCAGCCAAUGGAUCAAGGCGUUAUCAGGUACGUAUUUUUUGUUUAUGAAUUUCUAUCGUUUCUAUUAUAUUUUUCGAUUGUUGAAAACAUUUGCAAUGGAAUGUCUUCCGUACGAUUGAUAAAUAGCAGUCGAAUGUUUUGA
Molecule: messenger RNA, 588 nt
Organism: Hydractinia symbiolongicarpus
Lineage: Eukaryota; Metazoa; Cnidaria; Hydrozoa; Anthoathecata; Hydractiniidae
Product: tigger transposable element-derived protein 4-like
Exons: 2
Coding region: 1-588 (195 amino acids)
Cellular component (GO): nucleus
Molecular function (GO): DNA binding
Source: RefSeq, a predicted model, not a curated record